AUGGCUCUAGAGGGAAGAAAGUGGAAUGUAGUAGUAUACAAACAUGGUAGAGUGAAAAUUAGAAAUGGGUGGAAAGUCAAAGACUUUGAUGGUCCAAGAAAAACCCACACAAGAAUCCUACAAGGACAAGUUAUGACCCAGAAGCAUCAGAGUACAGCUAGCAUGCGUUCUCAAUCUCAGUUGCAUGAUCAAGAACAUGCAGUCUUACUGAGGAUAAAGAAGUACCUUGAAAAUCCUUCAUUCCUCAGUCACUGGACCUCAUCAAACUUCUCCCAUUGCUCUUGGCCAGAGAUAACAUGCACUGAUGAUUCAGUCACUGGAUUGACUUUGUCGAACAAUAGCAUCGCUCAAACCAUACCCUCUUUCAUUUGUGACCUCAAAAACCUCACACAUGUUGAUUUCUACAACAAUUUGAUUCCUGGGGAGUUCCCAACAUAUCUCGUCAAUUGCUCUAAGAUGGAGUACCUAGACCUGUCUAUGAACAACUUUGUUGGUAGCAUCCCUCGCGACAUUGACAACUUCUCUAAUUUGCAGUAUCUUAACCUUGGUUACACCAAUUUCUCUGGCGACAUUCCUUCUAGUAUUGGAAGUCUAAAGGAACUCAGAGAUCUUCAACUUCAAAACUGCCUAUUCAAUGGAACCAUCCCUGCUGAGAUUGGCAACUUGUCCAAUCUUGAAAUCUUGGAUUUGUCAGUUAACCCCAUGUUCCCUCCUUCGAGUUUGCAUGAUAACUGGACACGGUUGAACAAGUUGAAGUUUUUUUUUAUGUUUGGGUCCAACUUGGUCGGGGAGAUCCCUGAAACCAUUGGAAACAUGGUGGCUUUGGAGAGAUUGGAUCUAUCAGUAAACGAUUUAAGUGGACGAAUUCCAAGCGGUUUGUUCAUGCUGAAGAGUUUGAACAUAAUAUUUCUUUCUAGAAACAAUCUUUCCGGGGUAAUACCAGAUGUGGUUGAAGCAUUGAAUUUGACCAUCAUUGACCUUACACAAAAUUCUAUCUCAGGAAAAAUACCAGAUGGUUUUGGAAAGCUCCAAAAGUUAACGGGUUUGGCUUUGUCUAUGAAUAAAUUGCAAGGGGAGAUACCACGAAGCAUAGGCUUUCUUCCAUCUCUGGUAGAUUUUAAAGUAUUUAACAACAAUUUAUCAGGUACUCUUCCUCCUGACUUUGGCCGCCACUCCAUGCUUAGAACCUUUUUGAUUUCAACAAAUAGUUUUAGUGGAAAGCUACCCGAGAACAUAUGCUACAAUGUUCACUUGCAAAACAUAUCUGUCUAUGAAAAUUAUCUUAGUGGGGAGUUGCCACAAUCACUUGGUAAUUGUAGUAGCCUGAUAGAUCUAAAAAUUUAUAGUAAUGAGUUUUCUGGUAGCAUUCCUAGUGGUCUUUGGACGUUCAACUUGUCAAAUUUCAUGGUGAGUAAUAAUAAGUUCACUGGUGAGCUUCCUGAGAGAUUGUCCCCAAGUAUUUCGCGCUUGGAGAUAGAUUACAAUCAGUUUUAUGGUAGGAUUCCAACUGGAGUGUCUUUAUGGACAAAUGUGGUUGUGUUUAUGGCCAGUAAGAACUACCUUAAUGGGAGUAUUCCAGAAGGGUUAACAGCUCUUCCCAAGCUAACAAUUCUAUUGCUUGAUCAGAACCAGCUCACAGGACCACUUCCAUCAGAUAUAAUAUCAUGGCAGUCCUUAGUAACUCUAAAUUUGAGCCAAAACCAACUCUCUGGACAUAUUCCGGAUUCAAUUGGUCAUUUACCUGCUCUCAGCCAACUUGACCUGUCCGAAAAUCAGUUCUCUGGUCAAAUUCCUUAUAUUGAUCCCAGACUCACCUAUCUCAAUCUAUCAUCCAAUUAUUUGACAGGGAGGGUUCCAAGUGAAAUUGAAAAUUCUGCUUAUGACACCAGCUUUUUGGACAAUUCUGGCCUCUGUUCUGAUACCCCAGCACUGAAUCUCACGUUGUGUAAUUAUAGCCCUCAAAACCAAAGAAAGGACUCAUCUUGGUCUGUUGCUUUGAUCAUAAGUCUGGCGGUAGUGGCGUGUUUCCUGGUUUUGUUGGCAUCACUCUUGAUCAUCAGAUUUUACAGAAAAAGAAAGCGUGGAUUGGAUAGGUCAUGGAAGCUCACUUCGUUCCAAAGACUGAGUUUCACUGAAUCAAACAUAGUGUCGUCACUGACAGAAAAUAAUAUUAUUGGCAGUGGUGGAUAUGGUGCAGUAUACCGCGUUGCAAUUGAUGGUUUAGACUAUGUUGCUGUCAAGAAGAUUUGGGAAAACAAGAAGCUAGACAAGAAGCUUGAAAGCUCAUUUCACACCGAAGUUAAAAUAUUGAGCAGCAUUCGUCACAGAAACAUUGUGAAGUUGAUGUGUUGUAUAUCUAAUGAGGACUCUAUGCUCCUUGUCUAUGAGUAUGUGGAAAACCGCAGCCUUGACAGGUGGUUGCACCGGAAGAAUAAGUCGUCAUCAGCUGUUACAGGUUCAGUACAUCAUGUUGUCCUUGAUUGGCCAAAGAGAUUGCAUAUAGCUAUUGGAACUGCACAAGGUUUGAGCUACAUGCAUAAUGAUUGUUCACCACCUAUUGUUCAUCGAGAUGUGAAAACAAGCAACAUUCUUUUGGAUGCUCAAUUCAAUGCAAAAGUUGCUGAUUUUGGUCUGGCCAGGAUGUUGAUGAAUCCAGGGGAACUUGCCACCAUGUCAGCUGUGAUUGGAUCAUUUGGCUAUAUGGCUCCAGAGUAUAUUCAAACAACUCGAGUCAGUGAAAAGAUUGAUGUCUUCAGCUUUGGGGUCAUCCUGUUGGAACUGACAACUGGUAAAGAAGCUAAUUAUGGUGAUGAGCAUUCAUCUCUUGCAGAAUGGGCGUGGCGCCACCAACAGUUAGGAAGCAACAUAGAAGAUCUCUUAGACAAAGAAGUCAUGGAAUCUAGUUACUCUGAUGGAAUGUGUAAGGUUUUCAAACUAGGAGUCAUGUGCACUGCAACACUUCCUUCUAGUAGGCCUUCCAUGAAAGAGGUUCUUCAAGUAUUGCUUACUUGUGAUGAAUCAUUUUCUAAGGGAGAGAGUAAUAUUGGCAACUUUGAUGAUGUUCCCCUUCUUAAAAAUUCAAAAAGAGAGCACAAGUUGGAUAUUGAUAAUGAUAGCUAG
Sphenostylis stenocarpa is the source of this 3120-nucleotide messenger RNA. The record is from the annotation of a GenBank genome assembly. Lineage: Eukaryota; Viridiplantae; Streptophyta; Magnoliopsida; Fabales; Fabaceae.